CACUCCCUCUAAUCUCUCCACCCCUCUGUCCGUGUUGUUUUCCUCAGAGUUGGCCCAUGCGAGCAGCGUGUGGACUGAGUGCAGCUGUUUCGUUCAGAGCAGAGCCCAACAUGUGAGAAGAUGUCCGUUGGAGGUUGUGCUUGUCCCGGCUGUUCGUCAAAGUCAUUCAAGCUGUACUCUCCUAAGGAGCCCCCCAACGGCGGCAGCUUUCCCCCCUUCCACCCAGGCGCUAUGCUGGACAGAGAUGUGGGGCCUACACCCAUGUACCCCCCAUCAUACAUGGAGCCUGGAAUUGGGAGACCCACACCAUACGGCAACCAAACAGAUUACCGGAUAUAUGAGCUGAACAAAAGGCUACAGAAUUGGACAGAGGACUGUGACAAUCUCUGGUGGGAUGCCUUCACCACAGAGUUCUUUGAGGAUGACGCAAUGCUCACAAUCACUUUCUGUCUGGAAGAUGGACCCAAGCGAUACACCAUCGGCAGGACGUUGAUCCCGCGAUACUUUCGAAGUAUUUUCGAGGGGGGUGCCACUGAGCUGUUCUAUGUUUUGAAGCACCCAAAGGAGUCCUUCCACAGUAACUUUGUCUCUCUCGACUGUGACCAGUGCACCAUGGUGACUCAGAAUGGCAAACCCAUGUUCACACAGGUUUGUGUGGAGGGCCGCCUGUACCUAGAGUUCAUGUUUGAUGACAUGAUGAGGAUCAAGACGUGGCAUUUCAGCAUCAGACAACACAGAGAGGUCCUACCAAGGAGCAUUUUGGCUAUGCAUGAUCCACAAAUGCUCGAUCAGUUGGCUAAAAAUAUCACCAGAUGUGGGCUGUCCAACUCCACACUCAACUACCUCCGUCUAUGUGUGAUAUUGGAGCCCAUGCAAGAGUUGAUGUCAAGGCAUAAGACUUAUAGCUUGAGCCCCAGAGACUGCCUGAAGACUUGCCUCUUCCAAAAGUGGCAAAGAAUGGUAGCACCUCCAGCUGAGCCAGCCAGACAAGCCCCAAACAAGCGACGGAAAAGAAAGGUGUCCGGUGGAAGCACCGUGAGCUCCGGCGCAGGCACCAAUAACAACAGCAACAGCAAAAAGAAGAGUCCAGCCAACAGCUUCUCUCUCUCCAGCCAGGUACCUGACCUGGUUGGAACAAAAACCUGUACAGUGCCGGAGCUUGAGGACCGGAGUUGAGAACCACUACGCUAAAUCUUAAUCAACACACACUCUCACACACACACACACACAAACACACACACACAAACACACAAACACAAACACACAUACAAACACACAUACAAACACUGUCACAUACAUCCAGACCAGUGCACACACUAACACACACACAAACACACACUCACCUACACUUGCAGCAUUAAACAUUGAGGUACAGGAGAGAGGUGGUACGCAGCAUGUCUGGACCAGAGCACCAGAUGCUACAGAAGUGUGUUUUUUCAUUUUCUAUGUUUUAGACUUGUUUUGAAUUGUUUUUAUUUUUGUAAACAAUUUCUAAAAAAUAAACAGACAAGCAAGCAAACAAAAACACCCCAGAAUAUUCUUUGCACUGUUUUCCACUAUUAACUCCAAUCUAUUUUUCUUAUGAAUUGACGGUGUAUUUUGUUUUCUAUUAUUGCUAAUGUAAGAACUGUAAAACAUCUGAAACCUGCAGUAUAUUAAUGUAUACGUAUUGCUGUUAGAUCAUUCUUAUUGUGAUGGUAAUAACUUCCAUGUAAGUCUGUGCUUAAUAUAAUGUCAUCCAUCCGUGUCAGCCAUCACGCUGUCAUCAGGUCCAUUGGGUUCAGUGCUAGAAAACCAGUUGGGGAGAACAAGGCUAGUGUUUUAAUGCUGUACUCCAUCUUGUUUGAUGUGAGUCCAAAGCAGCACACUGGAAACAUUUCCCCCACUAGAUUUCCAUUGGGUGCCUGUUCUGUAUCUGUUGACUUGUCAUUGCAGAACUGUUUGCUUUGUCUUGAAAUCUCUAUCUGGGGGACCUCUCUUCAGAGAACAUAACAGAAAACUUCUCAAAUUUGCUACUCAAAAAUAUUUUAAAAACAAGUUUUGACAGGAUUGUAAAAUAAGAAAAAAAAAGACUUUUGUAUUAACUUAAGUUUCCCAGAAAUGUUUUUAAUCACAAUUAAGAAAGCUGCAGACCAAGGAGCUACAUGUAAAGAUUCUUUAGAUAUUGAUUACACUGUGCUGUUUGUUUUAUGAUGAAUCAUUUUGUUGGCUUUACUCCUCAUAUUUGUGUCUGUGCUUGUAUAUUUUUAGGUAGUAAUUUCUGUAAAAGUCAUUCUAUGUAUUCCUCCCUAGAAUUAUGACAAACCCAAUCUAAUGUAAAGAGAUUAAAAGCCUCUUAAAAGUUUUUUUGUUUUUUUUUAUGUGAUUUUUUUUUUUUAAUGGUGCAAUCACUGAUAAAAUAAUUUUGCCCUCAUUUUAGCAAACUGUAUUUAUUUUUCUAUGUACUGACGUUCUGUUUAGGUCCAACCCACCUGUACUAUACUCAUGAUGAUAUAUGUAGAAGUUUGUUGGGCUGCUGAGUCAGUUAAUGCUGACACAGGUCAUUCCAUUACUUUUGUUUUUUGACAUGUGGCUCCAAGUUCUGGCCAGUUCUUUACAAUGGUUCAGUAUGUUCACAUUAAAGAGACAUUUAUUGGCGGUUUUCUUUUGUUUUAGAUAACUGGUCUACCUAAAAAUCAAUAAAUAACCACAUUUAGAGAAAGUGUUGAUCAUGAUGUCAUCCUUAUUUUUCUGUUAUGUUGCUUAAUUUUAUAGCAAGUCCACAGAUGCUGGGCAUAUUCCACAAUGGCGCAAUCAAAAUUUGAUCUGGUUUCCCUGAACCCUUAAUGAUUUUUGUGGUUUUCUUUGCUUCUUUCCAAAAACAUUUCAAAUCUGUAUCCAAUGACUGAUAAAUGCAAAGUAAUUUUUCAUUAAUGGAAAUAUGCUGACCAUUGCAAUGACAUAAGGAGGGGACACUCUGAGCUUGGCCUUUAGCUGCUGUGGCAGGUUUCCUGUUUUCUUAUAUGAUGGGCUUCAACAUCACCUAGUUAUUGGAUAGGAAUUUCCAAACUGGCCCAGCAGGGGUCUCCCAAAGCACCAGGACAGACUGAGCUGUCAGACAUUCUCCACCAUAAUAUCUGACAGAAAAGCUGUUUGUAAAUCUACACCGAGCUGCAGGCUUUUUGUUUUUGUCUCCAGCAGCCAUUGUCUACUUUUGUGGCGUAUCGACACAGAAUGAACCAAGGGGGAACUUUUCAACACCCUGUUUUUCCUAAGUUUACAUAAUUUAGGGAAUAAGGGGUUUGUGAAAUGUAAGACAAAGCUGAAAUGGCGAUUCACCGAUAGCUGGCUCCUGUAGCACCUCACCAUAGGGGUGAUUUUAUAUCUAUAUUUUUUGCCAGGUUUCUGUCAUUGAUAAUUCAUGUAUGGUAUCAAUAAAGAUGAAUUU
This is a messenger RNA of Anoplopoma fimbria (sablefish), 3427 nucleotides long. RefSeq names its product LIM domain binding 1a (gene ldb1a). The coding region runs from base 121 to 1176 and encodes 351 amino acids. The record is from RefSeq and is a predicted model, not a curated record. Gene Ontology annotation, cellular component: transcription regulator complex; nucleus. NCBI's taxonomy places the organism in Eukaryota, Metazoa, Chordata, Actinopteri, Perciformes, Anoplopomatidae. The transcript has 11 exons. Gene Ontology annotation, biological process: nervous system development; positive regulation of transcription by RNA polymerase II; negative regulation of transcription by RNA polymerase II. Gene Ontology annotation, molecular function: LIM domain binding.